UCCGGAAAUCGGUUCAGUAGAGGUGGGUAGAUGGUAGAUUAGGUAGGUAGGUCGAGUGAGUGGUGUGAUGGUGUUAGACUUUGCAGGAAUAAGUAGGUAAGUAAGAUGAGGUGAUAUGAGGUCUCUCUCUCUCUCUCUCUCUCUCUCUCUCUCUCUCUCUUUCCUUCUAUCUCUAUUCAUUCAUCCUCUUUCCCUCUCUAUCCUCCUCCAAUCUUUCUCGUUCGACGACGACAACGACGACGACGACGACGCCUCAAACCCCUCCCCUCCCCUCCCCUCCCAUCUACCUCCUAGAUCCUAUCCCGCGGCGUCCACCCCGCCCAUCGCUCCCGCCCCUAUCAACGCGUACGCACGCGCACGAAACCACAAGAAACCGCACGAAACCGUACACAGCGCCGCCACUGCCGUAACCGUAUCGAUCGAGACAGGAGAGUGCGAUGCGAUGCGAUGCGAUGCGUGGGAUGAGAUGAGAUGAGAUGGGGAUGGGACAGGGCAGGACAGGGCGAGCGAGCGAGCAGGCAGCGCAGAGCGAUACCACGUACCCGCGAGCUCUGAGUCGCGUGCUUGAUACCUGCU
Aplosporella prunicola CBS 121167 is the source of this 576-nucleotide messenger RNA. RefSeq lists its product as uncharacterized. The transcript is spliced from 2 exons. Bases 116 to 475 code for a protein of 119 amino acids. The record is from RefSeq and is a predicted model, not a curated record. NCBI's taxonomy places the organism in Eukaryota, Fungi, Ascomycota, Dothideomycetes, Botryosphaeriales, Aplosporellaceae.